AUGGCCGUCUCUCUUCUUGGGGGAGCGAAAAAGAAAAAACAGAUUGUUGCAGAUGGAGAGGAGUCCAUUGCAGCAACCGAACAGCAUUUGAAUUAUUUGGACCUUAGUAACAAUAAUUUCGAAGGCAGUCACAUACCCGAGUUCAUUGGUUCUCUCAGCAAUUUACGUCACAUCAACCUAUCUUAUGCUGGAUUUGGUGGAACAGUCCCCUCUCAACUUGGGAACCUUUCCAAGUUGCGGUCUCUUGACCUUAGUCCUUAUGGUGGUAUGAAUAGCUUGCGCUUAGGUUUCUGUCAGCUUCCUAAGAUUGUUGUGCCUUCAUACCUCAACUUUUCUACCUCUCUUGUUAUCCUUGAUCUCUCUGGAAAUGGUCUCACUUCUUCUAGUUUCAAUUGGUUGUUCAACUUUAGCAGUGCCCUCAUUGAGGUUGAUCUCUCUAAUAACCGCUUACAAGGUGUGAUUCCCUAUGCUUUUGGGAACAUGAUUUCCCUUGCACACCUUGAUCUCUCUUCCAAUCAGCUUGAAGGUGGAAUUCCGAAAUCUUUUAGUAAUUUAAGCAGAUUCUAUAUUUCAACAAACUAA
Camellia sinensis is the source of this 582-nucleotide messenger RNA. The record is from RefSeq and is a predicted model, not a curated record. Lineage: Eukaryota; Viridiplantae; Streptophyta; Magnoliopsida; Ericales; Theaceae.